Molecule: messenger RNA, 1635 nt
Organism: Dothidotthia symphoricarpi CBS 119687
Lineage: Eukaryota; Fungi; Ascomycota; Dothideomycetes; Pleosporales; Dothidotthiaceae
Product: beta carotene dioxygenase
Exons: 1
Coding region: 1-1635 (544 amino acids)
Biological process (GO): carotene catabolic process
Molecular function (GO): carotenoid dioxygenase activity
Source: RefSeq, a predicted model, not a curated record
AUGGAGUACUGGCCAAACGACUCUGGUUUCGACACUUGCUACGAGGAACACUUGCCCGUUGCGCUCGCAGUCAAAGGCAAUAUCCCAUACUACGCUGCUGGGGUUCUCUUCAGAACUGGGCCCCUGGGUUACAAAGCGGAGACAGAUGAUGGGAAAAUAUGGGCAGCAAAUCAUUGGUUCGACGGCUUCUCCAGCGUUCAUCGCUUCCAGAUUGACUUCCCGGACCAGGCUGGCCCUGCUCAGGUCAAUUACCGUUCCCGACGCAACGUUGACGAGUACCUCGAGCUUGUCCGCACGACAGGCAGAGUCGACAGCAUCACGUUUGCUUCCAAGCGUGACCCUUGCGAGAGCUUCUUCAAGAAAGUUAUGAGUGUAUUCCAUGCUAAGCGUGAUACAUACAAUGUUGGUGUGACACUUUCGAUGAACAUGCCGGGCGGUGGCUACCAGAGGGAUACUGAGAAGCCAAUGAUCAGCGGACACACCAAUGGUAUUGAGACAUUGCACGUCAAGACGGACACUCUCAUGGUAAAAAGAAUAGAUCCCGAGACGCUGGAGCCCCGGGGCAUCGCAACUCAGGUACUGCUCCAUCCAGACUUGAAAGGUCCUCUCUCUGCUGCGCACGCAAAGUCUGACCCUCUCACGGGCGACAUUUUCAAUUUCAAUCUCGAGUUCGGAUACAAGAGUACCUACCGCGUCUUCCGGACGUCAGCUUCCACGGGCAAGACCAAAAUCCUCGCCACCUUCACCGACACACCAGCGUACAUACACUCCAUCUUCCUCACUGGGAACCACGUCAUUCUAUGCAUCUGGAACAGCCAUAUAAAAUGGGGUGGUAUCUCGGUUCUCUACAACAAAAAUAUCGUGGAUGCUAUCAGUCCUUUGGAUCCCAGCUCCAAAGCAGUCUGGUACGUCAUCGAUCGCACUGGCGACAGAGGCCUCAUCGCACGCUACGAAAGCGAUCCCUUCUUCUGCUUCCACAGUGUCAACGCGUGGGAAGAGCCAUCAUCCACCGACCCCUCGCAGACCGACAUCAUCGCCGAGCUCAGCAUGUUCGAAAACACCGACACACUCCACCGCUUCUACUACGACAACCUGCUCUCCUCGACCGCGAGUCCAGAAUUCACGGGCACAAGACGCCUCUCCUGCUUGCCCAUGCAAACACAAUUCAGACUCCCAGAUAUCCAUAACGCGGGCAAAGACAAGUUCUGUCCACCCCGCAAAGCGCAACUCGUCUUCCAGGCUCCAAAGGCGCUUUCGCUCGAACUUCCCACGAUCAACCCUCUCUAUCUCACGCACCGCCACCGGUACUCUUACGGGUGUACCGACCGUCUGAAAUCCUCUUUCAUGGAUGGUAUUGCCAAGUUCGAUAACGUCACCCAGACUAGUAUCUUCUGGGAGACUGAGGGACAUACGCCCGGGGAGCCGAUUUUCAUUGCUGACCCAGAGGGAAAGGAGGAAGACGAUGGUGUCUUACUGACGGUCGUAUUAGAUGGUUACGUGGAGAAGAGCUACUUGCUCGUGUUGGAUGCGAGAGAUCUGUUCGAGAAGGGUAGAGCGGAGAUGCAAGGGCCGAUGAGCUUUGGUUUCCAUGGGGCAUUUAAGGGGACGGGACGAGAGUAUCUGGGCGAUAUAUGA